UACUAUAAUUAUCGCUCUGAAUAUAACAUUAGUAGGAAAAUGAGCAAGUUCUUAGUGAUAUUAUAUGUUGUAUGUUUAGCUGCUUCUGGGUUUGUUAAUGGAUCUAUCAUCAAGAAGGAGAAAGACCAAAUUAGGGUCUUUGAAUUAAAGAAGGGUGACCUUACUUUGAAGGUCACCAACUGGGGUGCCACACUUAUUUCCUUAUUACUUCCUGACAAAUACGGAAAGUUGGGAGACAUUGUUCUUGGAUAUGACUCUCCCACGGCAUACACUAAUGAUACACAAUAUUUUGGAGCUACCGUUGGCAGGGUCGCUAACAGAAUCGGAGGAGCUCAGUUUACAUUAAAUGGAAUCCAUUACAAGUUAAUUGCUAAUGAAGGAAACAAUACACUUCAUGGCGGACCUAGAGGAUUUAGUGAUGUGCUUUGGAAAGUGGUAAAGUAUCAAAGAGAUGGUGACAGACCCAAAAUCAAAUUCAGCUACAACAGUUUUGAUGGUGAAGAAGGAUUUCCGGGUGACCUAUUGGUAACAGUGAACUACAUCCUAAGUGAAGAAGGGAGUUUGAGCAUAGUCAUGAAAGCAAAAGCCUUAAACAAAGCAACACCAUUGAACCUCGUUAACCAUGCAUAUUGGAACCUAGGAAACCACAACAGCGGCAACAUCCUUAAUCAAGUUGUUCAAAUCUUCGGAUCCAAAUUCACACCGCUCAACGACCAGCUCAUUCCCUUCGGAAACUUCUCGUCCGUAAAAGGAACCCCAUAUGAUUUUCUUAAACCACAAGUUGUUGGCUCUAGGAUUGACCAAUUAACCAAGACCAAUGGCUAUAACGUAAAUUAUGUUCUUGAUAAGAAUAAGAAUGACGACAACGAGGUUAAGGUUGCGGCUAUUGUGACGGAUAAGAGGUCAGGGAGAGUGAUGAAGAUUGCGACGAAUCAACCGGGUUUGCAAUUCUACACUGCGAAUUAUGUGAAGAAUGAGAAGGGGAAAGACGGGUUUGUGUAUCAGCCACGAUCGGCGUUGUGUUUGGAGACUCAAGCGUUCCCUGACUCCGUCAACCAUCCCAAUUUUCCGUCAACUAUUGUCACGCCGGAAAAGCCUUACAACCAUCUUCUCUUCUUCAAAUUCUCCACUACCCAUGCUCCACAUGGUUUUUAACGGUCUUAAUAACUAAUAAGUACUUCAGUUUGGUUAUUAUGAGUGUAUUAGCAUGCAUGCAUCUGUUUAUUCAAGAAUAUUUAAAAGAUAAUAAAAAAUUAAUCUAAAAUAAA
This is a messenger RNA of Arachis duranensis, 1268 nucleotides long. RefSeq lists its product as uncharacterized. Lineage: Eukaryota; Viridiplantae; Streptophyta; Magnoliopsida; Fabales; Fabaceae. Gene Ontology annotation, biological process: glucose metabolic process; beta-D-galactose catabolic process via UDP-galactose, Leloir pathway. The transcript has 5 exons. The record is from RefSeq and is a predicted model, not a curated record. Gene Ontology annotation, molecular function: carbohydrate binding; aldose 1-epimerase activity. Bases 40 to 1155 code for a protein of 371 amino acids.